Phacochoerus africanus (Common warthog) is the source of this 3628-nucleotide messenger RNA. It is a transcript of the gene CDADC1, whose product is annotated as cytidine and dCMP deaminase domain containing 1. The coding region runs from base 527 to 2098 and encodes 523 amino acids. The record is from RefSeq and is a predicted model, not a curated record. Gene Ontology annotation, biological process: dTMP biosynthetic process; dUMP biosynthetic process. Gene Ontology annotation, molecular function: dCMP deaminase activity; zinc ion binding. Lineage: Eukaryota; Metazoa; Chordata; Mammalia; Artiodactyla; Suidae. Gene Ontology annotation, cellular component: cytoplasm. The transcript is spliced from 10 exons.
GGUGGUCCCCGGCACUAAAUUCCCUAGGACAGGCCGAUCUCAGAGGAUAGCAAUCUGGACCGCCCAGCUCACCCCUCUUCGCCCCUCAAAUUCUCUCAGACCACAGAUGGGGCAGGUUCCCAUUUCAAUUCUCCUUCGCUCUCUGACCUAAACUCUCAAGCGCGCGCUGCCCUCAUCAGCCUGUCAGAGCCUGCGCAACCUGGGACUUCGAGCCAAGACAUCCUCAAGCGACCAUACUUCAGCAAAACAACAGAGUCAAAUACAAGCCUGCAACGACUUACUGCACAGCGUCUCCUACCUACCCGGUCGCCGGGAAAAGAGCGGCGCGGCGCCACGGCGGCCACGCUUCCCCGUGACGUCACACAAGGCGCCCGGAAAUGGCGGCCGGGCUCCUACGUCAUUGGGCUGCGUCGGGGUGGCGGUUGCUGUACAGUUGUUGGGAGGGGACGAGAGGUGGAGUAGCUGGGGCAAAGAUCAUGCCGAAUAGCGACAGGUUUCCUGGACAGCAGAGACAGCUAGGCUGGGGAUGAAAGAAGCAGGGCAGAUGCAAAAUCUGGAGAGCGCGGAGGCUGGGCGGUCAGUCAGCACCCAGACUGGCAGCAUGACCGGUGAAAUACCAAGGCUUUCUAAAGUCAACCUUUUCACUCUGCUCAGUCUCUGGAUGGAGCUCUUCCCAGUAGUCGAAACCCAAAGACAAAAAUCUCAGGAAAAAGAGGAGGGAAAGCAUGGACCCUUAGGAGAUAAUGAAGAGAUGGCCAGAGUAUCUACUGAUAAAAAACAGGUGAAGAGAACUGGUCUCGUGGUCGUAAAAAACAUGAAAAUUGUUGGUCUCCACUGUUCUAGUGAAGAUUUACAUGCUGGGAAAAUUGCUCUGAUAAGACAUGGGUCAAGGCUGAAAAACUGUGAUCUUUAUUUUUCCAGAAAACCAUGUUCUGCUUGUUUGAAAAUGAUUGUAAAUGCUGGAGUUAACCGAAUUUCCUACUGGCCUGCUGAUCCAGAAAUAAGUUUGCUUACUGGGGCUUCUAGUUAUGAAGAUGCAAAAUUAGAUGCCAAAGCAGUGGAAAGAUUGAAGUCAAACAGCCGGGCCCAUGUGUGCGUCUUACUUCAGCCUUUGGUGUGUUAUAUGGUGCAGUUUGUAGAAGAGACCUCUUACAAAUGUGACUUUAUCCAAAAAAUUUCAAGAACAUUGCCGGACACUAACAUUGACUUUUACUCUGAAUGUAAACAAGAAAGAAUAAAAGAAUAUGAAACGAUAUUUUUGGUUUCCAAUGAAGAACUGCAUAAGCAAAUACUAAUGACUAUAGGUUUGGAGAACCUCUGUGAAAAUCCAUACUUUAGCAAUCUAAGGCAAAACAUGAAAGACCUUAUCCUACUUUUGGCCGCAGUAGCUUCCAGUGUGCCCAACUUUAAACACUAUGGAUUUUAUUGUGGCAGUACCGAGCAGAUUAAUGAAAUUCACAAUCAAAGUUUGCCACAAGAAAUUGCAAGGCACUGCAUGAUUCAGGCCAGGUUAUUGGCAUAUCGGACUGAGGAUCAUAAAACAGGAGUUGGAGCAGUCAUCUGGGCAGAAGGAAAAUCUAAAAGUUGUGAUGGAACGGGUGCGAUGUACUUCAUAGGAUGUGGUUAUAAUGCUUUUCCUGUUGGGUCCGAGUAUGCUGACUUCCCGCACAUGGAUGACAAACAGAAAGACAGAGAAAUAAGGAAAUUCAGAUACAUUGUACACGCGGAACAAAAUGCCUUGACAUUUAGGUGUCAAGAAAUAAAACCAGAAGAAAGAAGUAUGAUUUUUGUGACAAAGUGCCCAUGUGAUGAAUGUGUACCUUUAAUUAAAGGUGCAGGCAUAAAACAAAUCUAUGCAGGGGAUGUAGAUGUUGGAAAAAAGAAGGCAGACAUCUCUUACAUGAGAUUUGGGGAACUUGAGGGUGUUAGCAAAUUUACAUGGCAACGGAAUCCGUCAGGAUCUUCUGUUCCUGAAAAAAAUGAGCCUGAAAGCAGAGAGAAUGGUGUGUUGGGACUCAUACCCUUGGAUGAAGAACAGCACCAAAACAAGAAGCUCCGUCUUGCAAACCACUCAGAAGUCCUGUCUAAGCUGGAGUGAAGGCCUCGAGAGUUUUUAUUGCACUUUUAAAAUCCAGCCCUGUUAACUCAGAAAAUAAGAAUGGAUUUUGUGAAUAACUGAAAAAAAAUUUUUAAGGAAGCUAAUUUAUUACUAGCAUAUGAAUGAUAUUAAUGAGAAUGUUUUUAUUUUAGAUUUAUUUGUGUGUUUUCCGAAUGUAGUGGUGUGUUCUUUUAUUACAUGUAAUGGGGUGUCAGCAAUUUAAUGAGACCAGUUUAUUUGGCAACAGGGAUUGAUCUCUCCUUGUCUUAGCUUUCUGUUAGCCAGCCAGAAUGGGGCUGGUUUACUCAAGGUCACAUCUUGGCAGAGAAUUACAUACAUUUUCAGAAAUAUUAAUUCCUUUGGAUUAUGAAGGUGAUGCCUAGUAAGCUCCUCCAGAGAAAUAAACGUGACCGUUUUAAAGUCAGUGUGUAGCUCACCAGAUUUCACAUUUAUACCCAAAUUUUCUAAUAAUCAGAAUUUAUUUAAUUAGAAUUGAGCCAUAAAAAUGAAGUCGGUGGGUCUGAUCACCAUUAUAAAAAGUGUACUCCUAACAAGAUUAUUAGUUUUUCUCUCAAUCUUUCUGUGUAUAGAAAUCACAGUCAUUUGCUGGCCCAGGGUGUUAUAUCACUGAUUUGGGGUAGCAAUAAGAAGAGAUUAUUAUUCUGAGAUACUAUUUGCCAUCACCAGCUCUUGCAGUCACUAACAGUGAACCUGGAAUUUGGUUGUGAGGUUAACGGAGAAGAAAUAUUUUGGUCUUGAAUAUUGGAACAAGUCUUUUUCAAGUUCCACUCAGAAAUUCUGCCCAUUAUUCCCUCCAUAUCGUUAACAUAGCGUGUCUCAUAGCUUUGAAUGGAAGGCCUUUUAAAAGCAUCUGCAAACUUUUAGAAUACCAAAAGUCUUGAAAGUAAACAUUAUGGUCAGUUCACUUAUAUCCCAAAUUUCUCUUCGUGAAUCCUCUCGUUUUUGUUUGCUGCGAAACUUUCAGAAAAUUAGUCCAAAGAUGAAGCUGCAUAUUUCAUACUUUCCUGGAGUUGGGGAGGGAGUUGUGUGGCCUGUGGCCCACGGGCCUAGAGUGCGGUCCUGAGGAAUGACUGCCCUUGUUUCGUGCAGCUGUCCAGGCUCAUGCAGCUGCCCAGGCUCGCCUCUGCCAUUGCCCCCUUUCUUUCCAUGCCAUCACUCGGCCUUCAGAGGCCUCCUACCAGUUUCUCAGAAUUGUACCCAGGACAAUGAAUGUGUUGACCAAUGCCCUGCUGGGACAGCAGCCUAAUUCCCCAGGAGGUCAGUCCACACGGCAGUUGGGAUGGAGAGCAUGGAAUAGAGAGGGAGGGGAGGAAAGAGGCCUUUAGAGAUGACAGGCUAAUUUGAAAACCAGUAGGUACGCUAUUCUUUAACAUUUAUCAGUAUGAAAAUACUGCGAUUUGCUCACAUUGUGCUCAAGUUCAUCUUAGAUGUGUUUAACUGAUAUGUCGACGACAUCAAAUAUUUUGUAAAUCAAUCAGCAAAUGUCUUAUAAAGCCCCAAUAUCUAGUA